GUUACUGACAUCAGGAGGCUAAUGAUGUCAUAGUGAUGUCAAUGGCCCUGAAAGUGACUGCACAGUUAGCUUGUGGUUUAGGAAGCAUUGCAUGCUGACAGCAGAGAGAGAAAGAAAGGCUUUCAGCUCACUAUACAUGGCUGUGACUGGAGAUGAGACAGAAUCAGCCACCACUGGAGGUAUGUCUGGGUAUCAGGUUUCCUCUCCUGCAUCUGGUCUUUCCCAGGCAAUGGAUGGCUCACCCGGCUCUCUGCCAAGCCCUCAGCAGCUGACUGAGGAAGCAUCACGUAAGAGGGAACUCCGACUGAUGAAAAACAGGGAAGCCGCACGGGAAUGUCGGCGGAAGAAGAAAGAAUAUGUCAAAUGUCUCGAGAACCGAGUUGCCGUGCUUGAAAAACAAAACAAGACAUUGAUUGAAGAACUAAAGGCUCUUAAAGACAUAUACUGUCACAAAACUGAAUAACAGCAGUCCUUUGCAAACCAAAACAAGAAAGACUAUCCCGUUUACAGAGCAAAUGCGCUUUUCAUGUAAUGUCUAGCCUCCGCUCGUUAUAAUAAUCGGAUAAGGUGACAGCUGCAUGGUUUUGUUGUCCUGUGUGCGAAGAUGGUGAUGUGUGCAUGUGUGUAUGCUGGAGGCCCGAGCGCUCCAGAGCCAAUGUGGUGUGUUGCCCGUGUUGCUUAUGCUUUUUCAGGACGGCGGCCAAAGAGUACAGACGGAGGAAGAAGGACUAUGUGCGGAGCUUAGAGAUGCGCAUCGCCAUCAUUGAAAACCAGAAGCAGAAAAUGACAGAAGAGCUGGACAGUCUAAGGCAAAUGUGCACUGGAAAGUCCAAUUCAAUUUAGUGGCACACUAGACCACUGAUAUCUGUUUUGAUUCUGUUUUACUGUAAAAUAUUGUUGUGAUGUGUGUGUUUUAUAUCUUCUGCGGAAAUUUUACUGUAGACCAGCACUGCCUAUUCUCAUAAGGCUUUUUUGAAGAUUUCAUAUUGACAAUUGGAUUAUAUCUUUCAAAUAUUUACUGUAUCUACUUUAAGAGAAAUAUUUAAUUUAAUAUCAAAGGACAGCGUAUAUGAGUAAUUCACAAACACACCAGCUCCAAAACUGAUAUGAAUAUAGCUACUGUAUAUACUUACUGUAAUAAAUAUAGGAUAAACAGAUUUGUGUUGUAUAGAUGAAGUGUUUUUGUGUUUAUAGCAUAUUAGUCCAUAGUUCAGUUCAAAAAAUGUUACUAAAUGCACCAAAUAUUAUAACAAAAAAUUCUUUUUUUAAUAAAUAUAUUCUUGAAUCCUUCCUGGUAUUUUUUUCAAGUAGUACAGUCCUUCAGCGUUUCCAUUGAGACUAUCAGCACAGUUUUAUGUUUGUCUUCAGCUUUUGUUUAAAUAAAUUUAUCUAGAUCUCUAA
Molecule: messenger RNA, 1401 nt
Organism: Carassius gibelio (silver crucian carp)
Lineage: Eukaryota; Metazoa; Chordata; Actinopteri; Cypriniformes; Cyprinidae
Gene: cremb
Product: cAMP responsive element modulator b
Exons: 3
Coding region: 92-463 (123 amino acids)
Biological process (GO): regulation of transcription by RNA polymerase II
Cellular component (GO): ATF4-CREB1 transcription factor complex; nucleus
Molecular function (GO): RNA polymerase II cis-regulatory region sequence-specific DNA binding; DNA-binding transcription factor activity, RNA polymerase II-specific
Source: RefSeq, a predicted model, not a curated record